GCGAGCUAAUAUGAAGAGUGUGCUGUGUCUCGGUGACCCGAGAGCGAGCAGGAAGUUGCAGCUCGUGGUGUUGUUCCACUCUGGUGUCAUCAAUGCUGCUUUCAUUCUUCUUCGCCGGGCCAAGAUGGAUGUCGUACAAAAGGAGCGCUGGUACUUCAUGGUACUUCUUCUUCUCGCUUCUCUUAAAGGGGCGUGUCCAGGUGCUGUCCAAGACAAAGAGACGAUCACCAUCCACCUUCAGGAAGGGAUGCUACUCGACUGCUUGUGUCCGUGGGAUGCCAACCUCACUAUGGUGUCUUGGACCAAAGACCCAGACCCGAACUCCAUCGCUGUUUUCCACCCCGAGUACGGAGUAGCUACUACUUAUCAUUACCGGAACCGUAUCGAGUUCUUGAGGACCACGCCGAUGGACGGAAGUAUAACCAUGAGGAACGUCACCCACCAGGACAUCGGAGUUUAUCGCUGCUCUCUCCAGACGUUCCCACAAGGCCCCUGGAACCGAAUCAUCCAAGUGGAGGACUUAGACGAACCGCCCGCAGACGAAGCAGAAGAAAACGCUGCGGUCAUGGAGGCCGACGCUCACCUGACGGCGGCGCCUAGCAACAACCUGACCAUUGAGUGCAGCCAUGGGCACAACGGCACCGUUCUGCAGUCGGUGGUGGAGCACAUGGCGUUGGGUCACCCGUGGGCGAUCGUCGGCAUAUGCAAGCGCGUGGAGGGCGGCACGCUGAGCGAAGACUACAGCGAGCGCGGUCACGUCAGCUGCGAGGACAGCCUGGACGUCAGUCUGCACCUGACGGCCGUGGUGCAGGAAGACGGCGGCUUCUACCGCUGUAGCUUCAGCACGGACGCUGGCCUGAAGACCAGCACGGUCAUGGUCACAGUGCCAGCUACUGGUGGCUUCAGCCUGUCCGUGUACAUGAUGUUUGUUUACUUGGGGACAGCCACUGCUGGACUCAUCCUGCUGACGAUCCUGACCAUCAUCCUGCUGAGGCGCAGGAAGAAGAGCAGGACAGAGGAGGUGAGGGAUAAGCUCCACCCAUCUCACACACAAGUGCGUGUGUCUCCAGAGAGAUGGCGGCGCUGGUGGGCGAGAGAGCUUACAUGCACACAAGUCUAUUGAGACCACAUGCAAGUGAAGCGCAGUGAUGAACUCGGCAGCCAUCUUUGUAAUUCUUCACCCUCCCUCUCUCGUGUGUGAGCAAC
Nerophis lumbriciformis (worm pipefish) is the source of this 1206-nucleotide messenger RNA. RefSeq names its product CD226 molecule (gene cd226). Gene Ontology annotation, molecular function: cell adhesion molecule binding. Gene Ontology annotation, biological process: positive regulation of natural killer cell cytokine production; cytokine production; positive regulation of immunoglobulin mediated immune response. Gene Ontology annotation, cellular component: external side of plasma membrane. The record is from RefSeq and is a predicted model, not a curated record. Lineage: Eukaryota; Metazoa; Chordata; Actinopteri; Syngnathiformes; Syngnathidae.